Rotaria sordida is the source of this 246-nucleotide messenger RNA. Lineage: Eukaryota; Metazoa; Rotifera; Eurotatoria; Philodinida; Philodinidae. The record is from the annotation of a GenBank genome assembly.
AUGACUAUUGAUGAUAGUACUAUCGAUAUUCAUCUUACAAAACUUGUUGUUGAUCGUCGACAUUGUUCAAAAGAUUGGAAUGAACAAUCAGUAGCUAUUCGAGCUAAAGUUCGACAAGCUCUUCUAGAUAUGCUCGAACAUGAUGAAAUCAAACGAUUACUUGGCUCUUCAUGUACGAAGAUUCUUUCUUCUUCUAUUUUAAUGAAUUAUUUUCUUCGUAUAUUUGGAUUAUUUUUGUUGUCUUAA